AUGUUAAUAGCAUUAGGAAUGCGAAUUCAUGAUGUUUUUCCUGGGCAAGGAGUUAUCCAUACUAAUUCUCAACUUAAUAAAAUAAUGGCAACUGGUAAAGGUAUAUAUUUUUUCGGUGAAGCCGCAAGAUUUGGACGAGAUGAGUACUCCCACUACGAUGCAAUGACACCGAUUUUCAAAUCAGAUGGCACGAUCUGUGCUGUAUUUGCUCUGAUUUACGAUACAACUCAAAAAAUUAUAAAUACUCGAAGAUUAAAAACACUUGGUGAAUUUGGAAAACAUAUUUCUGGUUAA
This is a messenger RNA of Dentiscutata erythropus, 294 nucleotides long. Lineage: Eukaryota; Fungi; Glomeromycota; Glomeromycetes; Diversisporales; Gigasporaceae. The record is from the annotation of a GenBank genome assembly.